This is a messenger RNA of Dendronephthya gigantea, 1651 nucleotides long. RefSeq lists its product as uncharacterized. NCBI's taxonomy places the organism in Eukaryota, Metazoa, Cnidaria, Anthozoa, Malacalcyonacea, Nephtheidae. The record is from RefSeq and is a predicted model, not a curated record. The coding region runs from base 210 to 998 and encodes 262 amino acids. The transcript is spliced from 5 exons.
GUGCAGGAAAGAAGGAUCUCGGGAUGAUUUGGGAUAAAAAAGGCUAUCAUGAGAUAGUUGGGGAGGGAUUGACUGGGCACUGUUGCCUGUCUUUUUGGUCUGUUGUCUAUGUCUGGAACGGACUUCGCGCAAGUCAUCUCAUCAAUGCGUCAAAAAACACUGUUUUAAUUCGUUACUAACAGUAGACGCAGCUUGUUUUACCUUUUAUUAUGUUCAGCGACGAGUAUAAAUAUGUUUACCUUUUACUAUUUUUAUUAUUUACCGUUCGGGCGAGAGCGAACAAUACUAGUACUUCAGAGACAUAUCAAAGCUCAGCAACCAAGUUUCAGAUGACAUCAACACAGCCAAUAAUGUCAAAAACAUAUUCACAAAUACAAUCAAGUAGCCCUUCUGUGUCAUCAAAAAGAAUCACAAGUAGCCAAUCUAUUACACAAAGUAAUUCACAAACUACACAAGGAAUAUCAAACAAUGAUGAAGACAAAAUAGAACCCUGGGUCAUUGUUGUAAUCUCAGCAUCAGCUGCUGUAGUUUUGGUUGUUAUUUUCAUUUUAUCUCUUCUUUUCAUUUGUAGAAGACGACGUAUACAAAGACUUGAAAGAGAGCGAAAUUUAUCAUAUACCAAUGCAAAUUAUGAAAGUACGGUGAAGUUCAGAGCAGAUAUGGCUGAACUUGAUGAUGGUACAACCUUAGAAAGUGACCCAUGUCCACAAAGCGCAAACAACAACCCACGCCGGGACGCUGGUUAUGAAUGUGUUGAACUUCCUAAUGAAAAAAGGCCACAAUAUGAAAAUGUCUCUCCACAACAUCAUCCCAAGAUGGAUAAUGCAUCAAGCCCAAAUCCACAAUAUGAAAAUGUCACGCCUAUGGUUUCAUCAGGCAAUGAUAAAGCUAAUGCUCCUGUAGGUCCAUAUGAGGAGGUCCUUUUAGAUUCUCCAUUGGAAACAAAUGGUAAUAAGAAGAACAAAAAGCAUUAUGAAAAUAUCGAACUCAAAAUCUGAUAUUUCACUGAAUGGACGAUUGCAAGACUAAGAGCAGCGUUUGUAGAUGGUGAUAAGAUGAUGGUGGUGCGCAUGGCAUAUACUUUGAAAACUAUAUUUCCAUACAUUCAUCCUACAUAAUGAGUAAGAUGAAUUUUUUUGUGGCAAGUGUUUGCUACUUGGACUGUUGGAAAACAACAACUGAAUUCUGUAAUUAAUUGAAAAUUAUCAUCAUAAUCCUUUGCUAUUGCAUAAAAUAUUUAACAACAAAAUUGGAAAAGAGAGGAAAAGAUAACUAGCUUUAGAAACAUUACAUUUUCUUGUGGAUAUAAUGUCAUCAUCUGACUAAAUAGUGAAUAACACACGAAUCAUAGGAUUUUAUUAAUUUCAUCACAUUGACAUUACGAGUAGCUACUCUGUUAAAAGUUUUUCUCCUUGAAAUCUCAAUUAGCUUUCAACUCAGUGCAUUUCUAUUAGUUAUCUCGGAGCUCUGGGCGUCUCGCAUUCCGUUGAUGUUGUUAAAAUUAUAUGAUAUCAUUGAUAUGGUAAGGGAACAAGAAAAAGUAUUACUAUCAGUAUGUUUAAUAUUAUGUAUGUAUAUAUAAUGUUUAUAACUCGUAAAGAGGGUAGAAUGCAAAUUAAACGUUUAAAGGGAACAUUUUAAGAGACCAUUG